Messenger RNA from Pomacea canaliculata, 5256 nucleotides. RefSeq names its product vacuolar protein sorting-associated protein 18 homolog. The transcript is spliced from 31 exons. Bases 1357 to 4311 code for a protein of 984 amino acids. The record is from RefSeq and is a predicted model, not a curated record. Gene Ontology annotation, cellular component: endosome; HOPS complex. Lineage: Eukaryota; Metazoa; Mollusca; Gastropoda; Architaenioglossa; Ampullariidae. Gene Ontology annotation, molecular function: protein-macromolecule adaptor activity. Gene Ontology annotation, biological process: endosome organization; endosome to lysosome transport; lysosome organization.
GCAGACUUGGGCAAGAACAGUAGAAAGUGAGGCAAAGGACGUCGGUACCACAUGUGCCCAACUGAGGGGGGCUGCCCAAAACCGGGUUCGCUGAUGAGGUGUUGGUGUAGCCCUGUGCUCCUCGAGGAGUAACAAGGAAUAAACUACAAAACGUGCAGUAUAUAGUCCAUCGGUUGAGUAUAGCAUUGCUUUCUGUGAGAAGGUGGCCAUUGCUGUCUUUGAUCAGUUUGAUGACCGAGUUCUUGUGUUGACUGCAUUAGUGAUGGUCCUUAUAGUAGUUGGUGGGCCUUUUUGCUGUCAUCCCGUGCCAUUCCCUCCUCUAUGGUCUGACAUUGGCUCUCAAUCCAGGUUUACUUCAUCUUUUUUCUUUUCACUUCUUUGUAUCUGGAAGUUGCUUCGGGUUAGCUUUUCCUUUCUCUCUUCAAAGUCGUCCUUUGGUCACAGAGAUCUAGGAUGUCGUCCGAGACCCAUGAUUGUUUCUUCUUCUAUUGACCCCCUUGAAAUGUUGACAGUAGAACCUUUUCGAUGCUUUCAGCGAAGAUGUCUUGCAUGAUAUUGUGAACAGCACCGAUGAUAAAGGGGUACCUUUGACGUACGCAUACACGUACUGUAGUGCGAAAGUGAACUAUUUUGUUAUCCAGCACUUCUUUGAAGUGGGGUUCACAUCAACAGAAGAUAAACAUUUACAAUCAUACUUAUACAAUACGAGGGUGUGUGUGUGGAAGUUUGGGGGUGGGGGCUGACUGGGGUUUCACGCCGAGCCAGGAACUAUAAGGCUAUAUCACAACAAAGCAGCCCUGCAGCUGCAAACAGAUAUGCACCUGCAGAGGAAGAACAGCAUCCCCAAGUGCAUUUAAUAGAAAAAACACCAAACUAAAGAACAAAUAAAAUAAAUACAAAGGCUUUAAAAGUGGCGCACGCCUAGCUGUUGCAGUAUUUGACGUUAAUAGCGUCUGGCGGAGGUCGAAUCGACCCAGACCCAAAAGACAACUCGACCACCGAUAUCGCAAUAUAGAAAGUCGAUAUGUCUGGAGCGAUCUGCGUUUUGAGUCGACGUGACCGGUGACCGAUUGGUUGGUUCGAUAAAGAAAAUGUCUUUUCCUUGGGGUGAUCUGGACAGUUCUCGACCUGCGAUUCUGUCUUGAUAUUUGUUAAAUUCACUCGCCCACUGUGCCACCGGAACUCUCCGGUCUCCAUUCUAAGGCCAGUAACUCUCCGCGCUUGCUCAUGAUGGUGGAACGCCUCCUUAGUGGAAGUGUAGGACCACGAACCUACAUGUAAUUUGCUGCUGUUAACAUGAAAUGAUCAUCGCACAGAUUUCUUUAAGGUUGAAAUACUGAGAUAAAUCAUAGCAAGAUGGCAUCCAUCUUGGACCAGUAUGAGGAAGAAUUUACACGAACAUCAACAGGAAAACCUGCUGUGCGAUCUACAGCCCAAGACAUAGGGUUACCAGGCUAUGUCGAUGCCAGACUGGAAGAUGAGACACCAAUAUUUAGUAGAGUCAAACUCAACUACAAGUGCUACAAUAACACAUCUGUGUGCUGGAAUAAUAUUCUGGUUCUCGCUCUUUCUACCAACUGUUUGGUUCGUGUGGAAGUGGAAACUCAACAGGCCACUGAAAUUGAGUUGCCAAGCCCUGUAACAGACAGAGUGCAUCAGAUUUUUCUGGACCCCACAGGGAAGCACUUACUUAUCUCUCUAGGUUCACAAGAAAAUUAUUAUGUUUCCCUUGGGACAUCAGCAAGGAAGCCCAAAAAUAUUGCAAAGCUUAAGGGUCAUUUGAUUGAUUCUGUAGGAUGGAACUGGCAAAAUGCUAAUGAAAAAACAACUGGUGCAAUCCUUUUAGGGACCAACAAAGGCCUGAUUUUUGAAACAGAGCUGACACAGUUUGAUGACAGUCGUUUCUUUCAGGGCAAUGUUGAUCUUUAUCUCAAACAGCUGUUUAAGUUGUUCAAUCUUGGCCGUGAGCGUGCAGAACCAGUAACAGGACUUCAGUUUGACCGUAUGCCAUGUUCUGACCUGUCAGUGUACCGAUAUUACAUCCUCGUUACAACACCAGGACGUUUGUAUCAGUUUAUUGGAACUGUAUCAACAAGUGCAGACCCUCCCAUGUUCACACCCCUUUUCCAGCAAUAUGAGUCUGGAGCAGAUCACCCACAGUUCUUGGAACUUCCAGGAAACUUUGGUUACAGUGACUUGCACCUGUUUUUUCCAAAAUUCCGACAGCCUGCCCUGACAUUUGCAUGGUUAACUGGUCCAGGUAUUUAUUAUGGCAACAUUGAUGUCACAGGCUCUGCAGGCCCUAAUUCUGUCAUGUCCAGCUCAAAACUUAUUCCUUAUCCUAAGGAUAUUGACGAGCAGAAAGUGCAUCCCAUUGGCAUGGCCUUGACAGAAUUCCAUAUGCUAGUGCUAUAUUCUGACAGGACAAGAGCUAUCUGUUCCCUGAAUGAGCAGAUGAUACUGGAUGAUGUGAUACCUGAUCGCUUUGGUCGCAUGCUUGGAAUACGCAAAGAUCCUAUCCGAGGUACCAUCUGGGCUUUUUCCUCACAGGUGGUGUUUUUCUACAAAGUGUGCAGAGAGUCCAGGGAUGUAUGGCAGAUGUACCUGGAGAAAGGAGAUUUUGAGGUGGCAAAGAAAUACUGCCAGGAUAGUCGCUUUAACCUGGAAAAGGUAUUGAUCAAGCAAGCUGAACACCUGUUUGAAAUAGGAAAGUAUGAAGAGAGUGCAGCCAUGUAUGCUCAAACACAAAAUUCAUUUGAAGAAGUAGCCCUUAAGUUCAUCAAACUGAGCAACAAGGAGCCGCUACAGACGUUUAUCAUUGAGAAGCUUAGCUCCCUACGACCUCAGGACAAGACACAGAUGACGAUGCUGGUGACAUGGAUAGUUGAGCUGUUUCUGAACACUCUUGGCAGAUUGAAAGAACAGGGUCAGGAUGAAACCUAUGAAUAUGAAAGCACUCAGGAAAAGUUUCGCAAGUUCAUGGCAAGCAUGCGGAUCAAGGAAUGCAUUACACUCAAUCGCACAGUUAUCUAUGACCUUAUUUCCAGUCAUGGUGAUAUAGAAGACUUGGUAUUUUUUGCACACCUUAUGAAAGAUUAUGAACGUGUGAUUAAUCACCAUUUUCACCAUGAAAAUUACCGGGGCGCUCUGGAAUGUCUCAUCAAACAGCCCGACAUUGAGCUGUAUUACAAGUUCAGCCCAGUUCUAAUGCAGCAUCUUCCUAGAGAGACUGUUGAUGCAUGGAUACGAGUGGGAAAGCAACUGGAUCCCAAAAAACUAAUUCCAGCUUUGGUUCAGUAUGACCACCUGAGAAACAUAGACCAAGGAAAUGAGGCCAUCCGUUAUCUGGAGACAUGCAUUCAGAAGUUUGAGAAUCGUGACAGUGCCAUCCACAACUACCUUCUAGCCCUGUAUGCCAAAUUUCAGCCUGACCACCUCAUGACUUACCUACAGCUGCAAGGGGAGGACCCAGACGAGAUAUGCUAUGAUGUGAAAUAUGCGCUACGGCUGUGUACAGAAUGCAAUCAUCACAGAGCCUGUGUCCAUGUGUAUUCCCUCAUGGGACUGUAUGAGGAGGCUGUAGAUAUGGCCCUCACAGUGGAUGUGGAGCUUGCUAAGCAGCAGGCAAAUAAACCGGCUGAAGAUGAUCUUGAGUUGCGCAAGAAGCUGUGGCUACGAAUUGCUCGGCAUGUAGUGGAGGAGGAGAAAGACAUCAAGCGUGCCAUGGAAUUCCUUCAUGAAUGUGACUUGCUGAAGAUUGAAGAUGUCUUGCCUUUCUUCCCUGACUUUGUCACCAUUGAUCAUUUCAAAGAUGCCAUUGUGUCAUCCUUGCAAGAAUACAAUCAGCAUAUUGAGUCACUCAAGAUUGAAAUGGAAGAGGCUACACAGAGUGCAGAAGAAAUACGACGCGAGAUUCAAAGUUUCCGCAACAAGUACUCCCUUGUGAAGGCAGAAGACAAGUGUAGUGUGUGCACAUACCCACUCAUGUCCCGGGCAUUCUACCUCUUUCCUUGUGGACACAAGUUUCACAUGGACUGUCUUAUAGCAGAAGUUCUGCCGACUCUACCAACUUCAAAGAAAAGUCAGGUAGAGAGUCUUCAGCGGAAACUUGCUGAGAUGGAGGGCAGCCCAGCUCACAAUCGUGCACCUGGAGGUCCAGAAAAAGCAGCAAAGGAUAUGGAUGUACAGACCAAGCUUCAUGACCUGGUUUCUUCAGAAUGCAUUUUCUGUGGUGACUUCAUGAUCAGAUGCAUCGACAAACAAUUUGUGGAAGAAGAAAAGUGGAGCAUCAUUGUUUCUGAGUGGGAGUGAAAACAUUUCUUUUCUUCCCUAUCUCUUAAUUGUUCAGCUGAAGCUGACUUGCUGGUCACAGAAAGGGAUGACAGCCUGAACUGGACUGCAUGAGAGAUGAUGAGGUAGAACAAUUCACAAGUGUCUGAUGUUGAUUGCAUAAACAGUUCUACAGACAUUCACAAAAGGAUCUGGCUUGAAGUUAUUCUUUGAAUAAGAAAUGAAAAGAAGAACCAUCUCUCAUAUUUCUUGCUUUGAGAGCUGCCUUGUAAAGGUCUGCAGAGUGGAAAUAUAUUAACAAAUUGCAGUUCCUUGCAUCUUGCAAAACAUGCCUUCAUCUCUUGUUGGGGACUGAAAGGCAAUCUGCAUUGCCACAUCCAGCAAAAGUGCAUUAUUUUUAAAUAAACUAUCAGUGAAGAUGACAGACACAAAAUCUUGGUGCUGUUCGGACAGGUGACAAUGGAUUUUUUGCCCCAUUUCCUCAUGGUACAGUAUCUAGCCAUGUUUUUAAUUUGGAAAUUACAUGAUGACAUUUAAAAAAAAAAUGGGGUUAAAAAAUUUGGGCGCUGAUUCAUUCUUCUGUUUGUCAUAGUUGUGUAUGGAUUCAUGUGCUACAUGUCAAUAUUUGUUAAAUGUAUCAAAUUUGGACAGAAGACACUAGCUGUGUCUUGUGCUAAGACAUAAGCCUGUUGCUAUAGAAACGAAAUGAAAGAAGUUGACAGUUGUUACCACCUGCAUGCCCGCCCUUGUGGUUAUGCAUGGUUUCAUUUAUUUGAGAGAUUAUCCUUACAUCUAGAUAUGUGAUGGCAGUCAGUUGUAUUAAGUGCGCAAACAUUCAAAGCCGUGACAAAACACCUUUGACAAUAAAUAGCAGAUGUAAAGCAGCUCCAUUUGCUUACAGACUUUCCAUUUGACUUACUCAAGUCAUUCUGUCAGGGAUUUUAUGAUAAAUAAGCUUACAACAGA